Molecule: messenger RNA, 2123 nt
Organism: Bufo bufo (common toad)
Lineage: Eukaryota; Metazoa; Chordata; Amphibia; Anura; Bufonidae
Product: gastrula zinc finger protein XlCGF17.1-like
Exons: 2
Coding region: 118-972 (284 amino acids)
Biological process (GO): regulation of cytokine production; regulation of immune system process; negative regulation of transcription by RNA polymerase II
Source: RefSeq, a predicted model, not a curated record
UGUAAGAGUGAGGAGGAGGAGGAGGACAUUCCAGGAGAUGUCACCACAGCAGAAAAUCCCAGUACAAAUUCUGAAGGAAAUUUGUUGUCACUAAAUUAUAAAGUAGAAGAUGAAGAUAUGCAGCGCUCUUCAGCAGAAAAUAUUAAUGUACAUCCAGGACUUCACAGUACAUAUAAUCUUCCUAAUCAUGAGGAACCUUCUCUUGACCAGAAAGAGGGUGAAAUGUUUGACUGUGGUAAAGAGUUCACAAAAAGAUCAAGUCUUUCUACAUAUAGAAGAAUUUGCACCGUGGAGAAGCCAUACUCCUGUUCAGAAUGUGGGGAGUGCUUUACAGAUAAAACACAUCUUGUUAGACAUGAAAAAAGCCACACAGGAGAGAUGUUUAAGUGUUCAGAAUGUGGGAAAGGUUUUAAAAUGAAAUCAAGUCUUGUUAGACAUAAGAGAAGUCACACAGGAGAGAAGCCAUAUUCAUGUUCAGAAUGUGGGAAAUGUUUUACACAAAAAUCACAUCUUGUUAGGCAUGAGAGAAAUCACACAGGAGAGAAGCCGUUUUCGUGUUCAGAAUGUGGGAAAUGUUUUACACAAAAAUCAGAUAUUGUUAGGCAUGAGAGAAGUCACACAGGAGAGAAGCCAUAUUUGUGUUCAGAAUGUGGGAAAUGUUUUACAAGGAAAUCAGAACUUGUUACACAUCACAGAUUUCACACAGGAGAGAAGCCAUAUUCAUGUUCAGACUGUGAGAAAUGUUUUACACAAAAUUCACAUCUUGUUACACAUCAGAGAUUUCACACAGGAAAGAAGCCCUAUUCAUGUUCAGAAUGUGGGAAAUGUUUUGCACAAAAAUCAGUUCUUGUUAAGCAUGAGAGAAGUCACACAGGAGAGAAGCCUUAUUCAUGUUCAGAAUGUGGGAAAUGUUUUGCACAAAGAACAGUUCUUGUUACACAUCAGAGAAAGCACACAGGAACAAAUUUCUGAAAUCAGCAGAUUCCAUUUGGGUACAAAUAAAUUCAAACCAAAGUGACAGUGCUCACAUCGCCCUAAUAAAUUAUGGAUGACAUUCUGAAGUCUUGUAGGGUUUUAACGUCAAGGCAGCAUUGGCAAUCUUAAAGUGGCAGUGAAAUAUAUAGAUAUGUAUAAACAGAUGGUGGCCAGUGGUAAUAAGCAAACUGUUUAACAACACAUUGCACUUUUGGCUUUGUUAUGCUUUUUAAAAUAUAAAAAAUCAUCCAAAACUUCUCUCUAAUGGGGUGGAUAUCUGGCAGUGUUUACACUCAGGGGGGUGUCAGAAGCAAUGGCUUGUUCUGAACAAGAAUGCUCACUUUUUGGGGAGCAGCAGCAGUAUUGUACUGAACCUGACGGACAAGGCAGGAGAUGUGCAUCUGUGUAGGGGUAGUAGAAAUGGGAGCAGUACAAUAUUAACCUGACAAAGUAGAAGAUCCGCAGCUGUACAGGGAGUAGUAGUAAUAGCAGCAGGUGUAGUAGUAGUUUCAGUGGCAGAUGUACAGUAUAAAACAUGACACACAAGGCAGGAGAUUUGCGGGUAUGUAGGAGUAGCAGUAGUGGCAAUGGUGGCAGUAGUAAGUGCAGCAGUACAGUAUGAAAUCUGACAGACAAGGCAGGAGAUGUUCACCUGUUUAGGAAUAGUAGUAAUGGGAGAAGAACAAUAUUUAACCUGACAAAGUAGGAGAUCUGCAGCUGUGUAGGAGUAGUAGUAAUAGCAGCAGGUGUAGUGGUAGCUGCAGCAGCAUGAGUACAAACAUAACAGACAAGGAGGCAGAAGAUUUGCGCCUGUGUAGGGGUAGCAGUAGUGGCAUUGGUGGCAGUAGUAGCUGUAGCAGUACGGUAUGAAAUCUGACUGACAAGGCAGGAGAUUUGCGGUUGUGUAGGGGUAGCAGUAGUGGCAUUGGUGGCAGUAGAAGCUGCAGCAGUACGGUAUUCCUGCGGCUCGUCCACUCUGUUUACUCAGAAGGCCAUGGGGUCAGGGUAUGUGCUGAGGAAAGGGCACAGCACAGAUACAACUAAACCUGGUUGUUCAGUUGGUGUCUAUCAGUUUGCUGAUUGCAUCUGGUUGGUGCAGUGGUUGAAUAAUCUUCCAUCAUGUUCAGCAAUCUGUUUUGGCUGCUGCU